GGCUGGGUCCGCUCUGUCCGAUCCCAGAAAGAAGUUUUGUUCCUGCAUAUAAACGAUGGGAGUUCUCUGGAGAGCCUCCAGGUGGUUGCUGAUCCCAGCCUGGAGAGCAGAGACCUGACUUUUGGAAGUGCGGUGGAAGUACAAGGAAAACUGGUCAAAAGUCCUCAUCAGAAGCAAAACAUGGAGCUGCAAGCAGAAACCAUCCGUGUGGUGGGAGCUUGUGAUACUUGGUCGUUCCCGCUGAAGCUGCGGCGGCGGCACCCGCUGGAGUACGUGCGGCAGCUCCCCCACCUGCGCUGCAGAACCAGUGCCCUGGGCGCCCUCCUCAGGAUCCGCAGCGAAGCCACCGCUGCCAUACACUCCUUCUUCCAGGAUAAUGGUUACGUGCAUAUUCAUACCCCCAUAAUUACAUCAAAUGACUGUGAAGGUGCUGGAGAACUCUUCCAAAUUGAGAGAUCAAAUGAGGCAAGGGAAUCUUCAGAAAAGACCCAUUUCUUCAACGUGCCUGCCUUCCUGACAGUUUCUGGCCAGCUCCAUUUGGAAGUGAUGGCGGGAGCUUUUACCCACGUGUUCACCUUCGGCCCGACAUUCCGAGCGGAAAACUCGCAGAGUCGCCGGCAUCUGGCGGAGUUCUACAUGGUGGAGGCUGAGCUGGCCUUCACUGAAAGCCUCCAAGACAUCAUGCAGGUUAUGGAGGAUCUUUUCAAGACAGCGACGAGCACUGUGCUUUCCAAAUGUCCUCAUGAUGUUGAGCUUUUUCAUAAAUACAUAGCACCUGCCCAGAAGGACAGGUUGGAACAAGUGCUGAAGAGCAGAUUUGUGACAAUUUCCUACAAUGAAGCAGUGGAAAUUUUGAAGCAAGCUUCUCAAGCUUUCACUUUCAAGCCAGAGUGGGGCUGUGACCUCCAAACAGAGCAUGAAAAGUACCUGGUGAAGCACUGUGGUGAGGUUCCCGUGUUUGUCAUCAACUACCCGUAUGACCUCAAACCCUUCUACAUGCGGGACAAUGAGGAUGGGCCUCAACACACAGUUGCAGCUGUUGAUCUCCUCGUACCAGGAAUAGGGGAGUUGUGUGGAGGCAGCUUGAGAGAGGAGCGACUGCCCUUCCUGGAAUCACGUUUACAGAGAUUAGGACUCGCAGAUUCCUACCAAUGGUAUCUAGACCUCCGAAAAUUCGGCUCGGUUCCUCACGGAGGCUUCGGAAUGGGCUUUGAACGCUACCUGCAGUACAUCUUGGGAGUUGACAACAUCAAAGAUGUUAUUCCUUUCCCCAGGUUUUCUCACUCCUGCCUCCUGUAGCUCAGCAGUUGACUCACGUGGAGAAAACCGCUGGUGGGACUAUAUGUAUAUAACAUACCAGGACAUGACUGAAGUGUCUUUUAGUGGGAAAUUAAGAUAAUUUUUCUAUCAGUGAAACUCGUGGUAAACUUCAUACUGGCUUAUUGAAAUUGAUGUGUGUUCUGGUGAGAUUAUGGAAGCACACUGGCAGUGCAUUUGAUAGCACUUCAUGUCUUCAGUGCCCUUCAGCAGUAUUAAUAAAUCCCACUUAACUAAAGGGUUAAGAUUCUCAUGAGACUAAUGCAAGUCGUGAAAAUACUGAAUGGGUGUUGUUGGGAGGUAGUGGGGGGUUUAUGUGAAAUAUUAAUAAGGAGGUGUGACCU
This is a messenger RNA of Merops nubicus (carmine bee-eater), 1661 nucleotides long. It is a transcript of the gene NARS2, whose product is annotated as asparaginyl-tRNA synthetase 2, mitochondrial (putative). Lineage: Eukaryota; Metazoa; Chordata; Aves; Coraciiformes; Meropidae. Gene Ontology annotation, biological process: asparaginyl-tRNA aminoacylation. The record is from RefSeq and is a predicted model, not a curated record. The transcript is spliced from 13 exons. The annotation marks the transcript as partial. Gene Ontology annotation, cellular component: mitochondrion. Gene Ontology annotation, molecular function: ATP binding; nucleic acid binding; asparagine-tRNA ligase activity.